AUGGCUCAGCCCGGUGUCCAGUCAUUGAAGUGCGUGGUGACUGGUGAUGGUGCUGUUGGAAAGACCUGUCUACUCAUUUCCUACACCACAAAUGCCUUCCCCGGCGAAUACAUCCCCACUGUCUUCGACAACUACUCGGCGAGUGUUAUGGUAGAUGGCAAGCCUAUUAGCCUUGGCCUCUGGGAUACUGCUGGUCAGGAGGAUUACGACAGACUGCGACCUCUCUCAUACCCCCAGACCGAUGUCUUCCUCAUCUGCUUCUCCAUCGUCAGCCCUCCUUCAUUCGACAACGUGAAGGCCAAGUGGUAUCCCGAGAUUGAUCAUCAUGCGCCUAACAUUCCCAUCAUCCUUGUCGGAACCAAGCUUGAUCUUCGUGAAGACGCCUCCACCCUCGAAUCACUUCGACAGAAGCGUAUGGAGCCUGUGUCGUACGAGCAGGCGUUGACCUGCGCCAAGGAGAUCAAGGCCUACAAGUACCUCGAGUGUUCUGCCCUCACUCAAAGGAACCUCAAGAGCGUUUUUGACGAGGCCAUCCGAGCUGUUCUUAACCCUCGACCCACACCUUCGAAGCAAAAGAAGAACAAGUGCUCCAUUCUGUAG
Fusarium musae is the source of this 600-nucleotide messenger RNA. It is a transcript of the gene RAC1, whose product is annotated as Rho GTPase protein rac1. Gene Ontology annotation, molecular function: GTP binding; protein kinase binding; GTPase activity. Gene Ontology annotation, biological process: cortical cytoskeleton organization; small GTPase-mediated signal transduction; regulation of actin cytoskeleton organization. NCBI's taxonomy places the organism in Eukaryota, Fungi, Ascomycota, Sordariomycetes, Hypocreales, Nectriaceae. The transcript is spliced from 5 exons. The record is from RefSeq and is a predicted model, not a curated record. Gene Ontology annotation, cellular component: cell projection; cytoskeleton; plasma membrane. Bases 1 to 600 code for a protein of 199 amino acids.